Molecule: messenger RNA, 579 nt
Organism: Beauveria bassiana ARSEF 2860
Lineage: Eukaryota; Fungi; Ascomycota; Sordariomycetes; Hypocreales; Cordycipitaceae
Exons: 1
Coding region: 1-579 (192 amino acids)
Source: RefSeq, a predicted model, not a curated record
AUGUCUCUCACCCACGUCGAUCCCGACAACGUCUUCUUCACCUUUUCCCGCCUCCGGCCUCAAUUCUCCUGCGGCCGCCGCGUCCAGGACACCCUCGACGCCAUCCUCCGCGACGACCUGCGCGCCCAGGACCUGCCCCCCAUCAGCGUGCUACUCGACCCGGCCACCGGCCACCUCUUUAGCCUCAACAACCGCCGCCUCUACGUUUUCAAAGCCUUGCGCGCCGCGGGCCGGCUGGACGCGGUGCCGGUGCGCAUCAAGCCUGUGCCGCAGACGAAGCGCAUGCGCGACAAGUACACGUCGCACAAGUGCGCCAAGGUGGCACGACUCAUGCUGGAGCGCGAGGCGGUCGAGCAGCUAGGGGAAGAUGGCGAGGUCGAGGGCGUGAAUAGCGAGGGCGAGCAGGAGGAACGGGGAGACCAGGAAGAUGUGGAGGCGGAUACUGCGACUGCGACUGCGUCUGCGGCGGUCCCGAGUAAGAAGCCAUCCAAGCCUGUCCGAAACAUGGACGACUGGACGGAUGAAGAGGACAUAGGAAAGAAGAAAAAGGGAGCACGGGGUAAAAAGGGCCGUCGAUAA